Messenger RNA from Batrachochytrium dendrobatidis JAM81, 3066 nucleotides. RefSeq lists its product as uncharacterized. Lineage: Eukaryota; Fungi; Chytridiomycota; Chytridiomycetes; Rhizophydiales. The record is from RefSeq and is a predicted model, not a curated record. Gene Ontology annotation, cellular component: membrane. The transcript has 11 exons. Gene Ontology annotation, biological process: transmembrane transport. Gene Ontology annotation, molecular function: ABC-type transporter activity; ATP hydrolysis activity; ATP binding. The coding region runs from base 1 to 3066 and encodes 1021 amino acids.
AUGCAAUGCGAAUGCAAUGGUCAACAGCAAUUGUCCACUUCAGCUCAUAAUGUGUUCAGUUUGAACAGAAAUGCUGCAGACCAAUGUCCACCUUGCUUUGACUGUCAUUUAGCAAUAUAUCCCUGCAUCAACUUUGGAAAUUGCUCCGAUAUUUCCGGUCGUUGUGAUUGUCCUAUUGGAUUCGGCUUGAAUAAUUGCUCUCAGCCCUUAUGUGGAGGUCUUGCUACACCAACUCGGCAUGCACGUUUACCCGAUCAAGCCAAAUGCGAUUGCCUUCCAGGAUGGACGGGUGUUCAUUGCAAUGUUUGUGAAACCGAUCGAGCUUGUGAUAGUUUGGUUCCUGGUGGACAAAACGGAACUUGCUACAACAGCAUGCAUCCUGUGAAAAACAAUCAUGUUUUGUGUGAUGUUACCAAUAAAGCCAUUGUAGACACACUUAAAGGCAAAAAACCGCAACUUACUCUAAAUUGUGACAAGGAAUCGUCUGUUUGUGAAUUUCAGUUUUGGGCUGCAGAAGUAGAAAGCUUUUAUUGCAAAAUGCAAGAGUGUUCCUUUACUCAAGAGCACACUCCCACCUUAAAUAUAACUACAUUCGAGUGUCCGCACAUGCAGUGCAGGUGUUUUCCUGAAAGGCUUCUUUGUGAGUCCAACGGCUUGGAUUUUACGGAAUGGUUUAAUGAUGCUCAAGAAGGUCCUAAUGGUCCAGGCACAUUUACUUGUGAAGAAAGUAUUACUGAUACCAACGUGCAUCGAACUUGUAGAUUUAGUGAACCACAUAUGAAUGAGGUCAUUUCUCAGUUUUUUGGCGAUCCCUAUAUUAAGCUGGAGUGCCCCAAGGCUGGAGAAUGCAUGCACUAUACUCAGAUUCCUGGAUACACUCGACCUGAAUUUAACUCAAACUUUUCUCCUAUGCUGAUUGCGCUUAUGUCUGUGAGUGGGUUUGGUCUUGUUGUAGUCGUCGUCGGCAGCCUUGUUUGGCUUCAGCGAAAAGCUGAUGCCUCUCAUGCUGGAUAUCUCCAUAUUGUAUCUGAUGACCCCCAAUCUGAAGCUCCAUGCGAAGAAAUGAUGUCUGAUCAUGUUCCAUGUACGAUUCAAUUUCGUAAUCUAAGCUAUGCCAUUGAUACCAAUCGAUUGCAAAAAAUGGUUGUAUUGGAAGAAGUUCAGGGUGUGGUACGUCCAGGUCAAGUCAUGGCUAUCAUGGGUGGAUCUGGUGCAGGAAAAACCACGCUUUUAGAUAUUCUUGCACGUAAAAACAAGAGUGGCAUGGUAUCAGGCGAAAUUUUGAUCAAUGGACGAUUUAUGGAUAAUGAUGACUACAAGUCAAUCAUUGGAUAUGUGGAUCAAGAAGAUACUCUCAUGGAUACCCUGACCGUAUAUGAGUCUAUUUUAUACUCUGCUCUAUUACGACUUCCCGAAUCCAUGACAUAUGAUGCUAAAAUCAAACGGGUUGAAGAAACGAUGCUUGAGUUGGAUAUUUUGGCUAUUGCAAAUCGUCGUAUUGGAAGUGCAGGAAAGCGUGGAUUAUCUGGUGGUGAGAAGCGACGAGUUUCUAUUGCAUGCGAGCUUGUGACAAGUCCCAGUAUUUUGUUUCUAGACGAACCUACGUCAGGUCUUGAUACAUACAAUGCAUAUAAUGUGAUUGAAUCAUUGGUAUCUUUGGCGCGAGACUACCAGCGCACAGUGAUAUUUACGAUUCAUCAACCGCGCUCCAACAUCUAUGCUUUGUUUGAUCAAUUAGUACUUCUUGCCAAAGGUCGAGUUGUAUAUUCUGGCUCAGCACAAGAAGCUGUGAUUGAUCAUUUUGUACAUCUUGGAUUUGAGUGCCCGCUUGGAUAUAACAUUGCCGACUACCUUGUCGAUCUUACCAUGCAUGUUGGAGGUAAGAACGAGCAAGAGGACAGUGAUACUGCAACAGAAGUAAGCCGACCUCCCGACUCUCCCACUUCACCAGAUCAUAGUGAGCAGAUGUAUACCAGUGUUCAAACCAGCCCAGCGCAUUCCCAUGGACGACACCGAUCUACUAUUCGAGCAUUGCAAGAAACGUUGUUGUUUUCUCGCAAAUCGCGGUCGGAUGCAGGAUCGCCUUGUCUACUUUCCGUUUCAUUAACAAUGUUGCCUGAUAUAAGCAACUGGACUGCUUUGAGUAUUCAGCGAUGGUUCAAGAGUGUAUUUGUUAAUCGAAACCAAAGAAGUAACGUAAGUAUGCGUUCAACCCAACAGCGCCAGCGUGCAUCCUGGUGGAUCCAGUUCAAGAUUCUUUCUGGUCGAUCAUUUAAAAACCUUUAUCGCAAUCCAGAUCUUCUUCGUACCCAUUAUAUCAUUAGUGUUGUUAUUGCACUUAUUUGCGGCUUUUUGUUCUGGAAGAUUGACAACACGCUUGCUGGGUUUCAGAAUCGUCUCGGUGUCAUGUUUUUUAUUUGCGCAGUGUUUGGAUUUGGAUGUUUGUCAUCUAUGCAGAUUUUUGCAGCCGAGAGGUUGAUAUUUGUUAGAGAAAGAGCAAAUCGAUAUUACUCGCCCAUUACCUAUUUUAUUCCCAAGAUAUUAUUUGAUAUGUUACCGCUUCGAGUUCUUCCGCCUUUAAUUCUUGGUCUGAUAUGCUACCACAUGAUUGGUCUCCGUCCAGACACGUUUCUUCUUCUUCGCUUUCUCCUCGUGCUAGUGCUAUUCAAUCUUACGGCGGCAGCAGCAUGUUUGGCGAUCAGUAUUAUAUUCAAGGAUGUGGCGGUAGCAAGUUUAAUUGCUACUCUUGUGAUGCUUUUUGAGAUGCUAUUUGGUGGACUGCUGCUCAACAAAUCAUCGAUUCCUCCUGCGUUUCAGUGGAUGCAACGAAUUAGCUUUUUUAACUAUGCGUUUGAAGCACUGGUAGUCAAUGAAGUAAAUGGGCUUUCGCUUUUGGAGGAAAAGUUUGGACUCAAGAUUGAUGUUCCUGGAUCAGUUAUUUUACAGGCGUUUGGGCUUGAUGCACUUGGAUACUGGGAAGAUGUCAAGCUUUUGGGUAUCAUGUGUAUGGUGUUUAUUGGGAUUGCAUUUAUAUGGCUACAGCUUUUUGUUCGAGAGCGUCGUUGA